UGCGACGAUACCACUUGGAUACCACGCAGUCUCUCCCCUUGUACAUGCUGUAUUCUGGUGCAGAAAGAACGACUGAUCUGCGAUACCCAUACGCCGACUACUCUGUAACAGACUACAUAGUACUGUACCAUCAAAACCACAUAGCAGGAGCGCAUUAAUAUUAUUGUAAGCAUUCUGAGACAUGCCGAAGGCACCUCGUAGCGCCAAGCCACGACCAUCGUCGUCCACGUCGAACGCACUAGACAUGUCUAUCGCGGGCAAGACGCGUGAAAAGCCCAACGAGAGGAAGCGUGCUCGGACGGCGAAAUCGGACGGUUCCUACGAAAUUGAAGACGCUCGCCCCCAGCCCAGCGUGUUUCGUAAGCUCCCGCUGGAUAUAAUCUUCGAGAUAUUCACCUACUUAAAGCCGGUCGAUCUGGCAAACCUUGCGCAGACAAAUACGGAAUUCCGUACAACCCUCGCAUCACCUCAGGCUUCCACGACGUGGAAGGCAGCUCGAAAGCGCGCUGCAAAUGCCCCCGGGUGCCCAUCGCUCGUGUCCGAGGUGUCAUGGGCAAAGUUCAUUUAUGGCCCAUCUAAAUGUCUGAAAUGCGACACGUCCAACGUACUCAAUCUAGACUUCGCUCUCAUGCGACAUGUAUGUGUACCAUGCAAGAGGAAACUCGUCGAGAUAGGAAACCUACACAGACGCUUCCCUAGCGUCCGUCCGGUGGUUUUGGAGCUAAUCCCUUAUACGACUGAUCAUGUACUGCCCGGAAAGAAAUAUUACUGGGACGCUGAUAUCAAGGCAAUGGCGAAGAUAUACGGCGAUUAUAAGAGGAAUAUCGACUUACGAAAGGCAAACGCGAAGACAGCGCUGCAGAAAUACAGAGACCAGCGCGUAGAACAUGUCCAGGAGGUCAUCAAGUACGAGAAGAAGUGUAGAACAUGGUUGAACGGGUUUGAAUCCCAUCUCGGCGACGAAAUAGAGGAACGCAGGAACCAGCGCUACAAUUUAAUAGCGCAGCGUUUCCUCGACCUAGGGUACGAGUGGCGAGAUAUCCAUGUUAUGCAGGACAGGCCAGAGUCUAAGUAUGAUGGAACUUUGACCGAGCAAGUGUGGGAGCGCAUCGGGCCCGUUCUCCAGCUCGACAUCGAGAUUGCACGGUGUAAGCGGCUGGACAAGGUCGAGGCCAGCACGAUCAAAGCACGGAAAGCCCUAGUUGAGAACCUAUACUAUGGUUACAAGCUAACACUACGGCCCAUUGAGUGGGUCCACCUGCCGCCUCCCGGGUUCGUCUACACCAUCCCGGCAUUCCGCUCGUUGAUCUACACCAACCUCGACGUCCCGCUGGAAGCGGCUGCGUGCAAAGAGGCUGCGCAACGGCUACCCGAGUAUAUCUCGGCCUUCCACGACAGCCUCAAGGCUCGCCUCCUGCGAAGCAUGGCCGACAGCCAUGCCUCGACAACGGGAGCAAGGACGUCGACGCGGCCGCUCGGGGACACAGAUACCCUUCUCUCGCUGGCCACCUCCGUUUUCAGCCUGACUUCGACCACUGCGUGUUUGGAACGAUCCUUCGGCUUCGACGACCUCACUGCGCAACUGGCUUAUCGCGACCAGGCCGGCCUUCUAAGUACAUCGUUCUGGGUAACGAUGCACGACUCCGAGGAAGGGGAGAUUGCCGGCCACACCCUGAAGCACGAUGUGCUUGGAUCGAAAACGGUCGAAGCGCUGAUAGCAGUACUCGGUCUUGAUCCUGAAACUGCUCAGGCGGAAGACCUGGAUCGAAUGGGCACACGCUUCCUCUGUGGGAACUGCCAGUCCAUGGGGUGGCUCGCACGACUGACCGACCAUGCAUUCAACUGGCGAGGCGCCGUUUUGCACUGCGUGCAGGUACACGAUGCGGCUCCAGAGGCACAGACCUGGAGGAUCUUGACCCCAGACGAGCGCAAAAUCGUGCGUCGCGCAGAGGACACUCAUGACCCAGCCCUGCGAUUUAUGUGGAGCUGCAACCACUGCACUGACUAUGCGGAGAUACUGCUGUCGCGCUCGGCCGUCCAGUCACACGUGCGAGAGGAACACGACAUCGCCGAACCCGAGGAGGACGUUGAUUUCUUCCACGCACAUCCGACGGUUCGCUGGAACCCGCGGCCUCAGUCUCUCUCGCGCAGCCUUAGGCGUGCAGGGCAAACACCGGACGCCACGGGACAGGCAGACAACGGCGGUGGCGACGCCGCCAAUAGGAGCGGCGCGUGCAUCGUGUCGUAGGCUAUACCGAGGUGUGUCUGAUACGAUGAUUAUCGAUUGAGCAUUGGCUGACCAAUGUCAGAGCGCGACCCAACGCACCAAUUCUUUACUGUGCAUGUUGUAUCAUCACAAUACAUUAUUCAAUAUUGAUCUUAUUCGAUGGGUGCAUGCGACU
This is a messenger RNA of Fomitopsis serialis, 2402 nucleotides long. RefSeq lists its product as uncharacterized. The record is from RefSeq and is a predicted model, not a curated record. Gene Ontology annotation, molecular function: protein binding. Lineage: Eukaryota; Fungi; Basidiomycota; Agaricomycetes; Polyporales; Fomitopsidaceae. The coding region runs from base 182 to 2248 and encodes 688 amino acids. The transcript has 11 exons.